UUUCGUUCGUGUGAAAGGUGAAAAAGAUUACAAUCGAAAAAAGAUUAUUCGGUUCGUUCUUCUCGCGAGUGUGUGAAAAAUUGGUGAAAAUAGUGCUAAUUUGUGCGUGAAAAAUGGUCCACUAGCGUGGAUUUGUCGCCUCGAAAGCUACGGUACACGCGGAACGUGAAAUUUGCGCCGGAGAAUCAUGAAUUGCCACCAGAUACUGAGCGGAGCCUGCAAUGCUGGCGAUCGUUGUUUUGCAGUCGGAUCCGUCGAAGGAGUCCCAUUCACUGCGUACGCAGCGGGAUGUAAUAUCGUUAUCCUAGCGAGUAACUUCGAGCGGGUGCAAAUUAUCCCGGGGGCGGUGCACAACUACAUUCGGAUCUCGGCCCUGGAUUGCAGCACUGAUACGGGUAAAAUCGCUGCCGCCUACGAGGACAAAGUGUGCAUCUUUGAACCGACACCGUUGAUUCACGGCGAGCGUCCCUCCUCGCAUGGAUUGGAGUACAAAUGGGUUCAAACAGGCAGCCUACAAGCCACAUCGCACAUCAGUUCUCUAUCUUGGAAUUUGGAAGGAACACGUCUGUUAACCGGCGGAACAGUUUUACAGCUGUGGCAUGAGCGGCUGUCCAAGCAAGAUGACGACGAACCCACUUCCGUCAAAUUUGAAAUCGGCGGAGAUCGAGACCCGAAGACGCCAACAAAUGAGGAAGAAUCCGAUUCGCAUUGGGAUUGCGUUUGGAAGUGUCAUACCGCCACACCGGUACACCACAUGGCGUUCAGCCCGGAUGGUACACUGUUUGCCACCUCCGGCAAAAGCGACCGAUUGGUCAAGGUGUGGUACGAGAACAAGCACAUACUGUUCCCGAACAAAAGCUUCGAUCAAUCGCAGACGCAAAGUUUCUGCGGUCAACCGGAGGUUAUCUACGGUUUCGUGUACGUUGCCCACCCGAGAGCUGUGACCCAUCUGUCGUGGCGCAAAACCAGCAAGUACAUGCCCAAAGGUUCGGUAUCCAACAUGCUAGUGACAUCGUGCUUGGACAACAUCUGUCGCAUUUGGGUGGAAACGGUCCUACCCGAUGACGGCUUGGUCAAUAUGAACCAGUUUGACCCCCUGGCAUCACAAAAUCCAAAGUUUCGAACACACCGGCAUAAGCAUCGGUUCAUGCAACGAUUGAAGCACAUGAAAACGUGCUUCCACAUAAGACGCCAUGCGAAGCAUAACGGAGGCACCGGUUUGAAUGGAUUGGGGGCCGGAUUCGGGGGUCCUGGAGCAAGCGCCGGGUUCGGUAACCCUCCGAUUCCAACGCUCCCGUCCACUUACAGUGUUCACGAUUUUCACUCGUACGGCUAUCACGGCACCGGAGUGACGCCAGGUCUGCAUUUCCAUUUGGCGGCUUCGAUCAAUGCCGAAACGGACAUCCCGCUGGUUCCGUCGAUGCACACGAAUGAUCCAUCGACGCAACCCAACUUCAUUCUACAUUGGCUCAAUAACAAAGAGAUGCAUUUCUCUCUGCAAGCAGAGGCUAUUUUACAAGAUAUGACGAGAAAGGUGAUCGAGAAAGAAGAUUUACUAUCCAGUGCAAACAGCGAAGGACAUUCGGAUGGUAUGCACGACGACGAUUUACCGAACGAAGACGGCAAGAAAAAGCCAAAAAUUAAAUCAACAUUUUCCCAAGACGAGAGCAACAGUGAAGAGCAUCCGGCCUACCCCGCUCACCGGUCGCAUUCCGUUGGGGGUGGAUCGCACACUGGAAUACCAAGUCAUCACACCCUAUCGAACACGACUUCUAUCAACUCACUGGCCAACGAUGGUGGUGGUGGAAACAUCCAUGUUACCGAUUCGCUGGACAUGAAAAUCGAAUGUCUCUUGCGGGAUUGGCAUCACAGUCCGGAUUUACUGUUUUCGAUCCACCCAAUUGAUGGAAGCUACCUGAUCUGGGUAGUUGAAUGGCUAGACGAGUACCAUCCCGGAUCAUUCCGUCAAGCGCAGGUUUCGUUCUCUACCAGGAUUCCCUCCGCGUUUCCGCUGGGCGAUGCAAUGUCAAUGUCCACCACCGUCGCCCUGUACAACACCGGCGGUAAUUUAGGCUUCCGCGACAUGAUAGUCAAGGGGCCAAAAGCAACCAAUGGCAGUAACGGAAGCAACAAUCCAGACGUUAAUAGCGAUACCGUAACAUCACUUCCCAGUGUGCUGGAAGAAAAUGAAGUCAACGAAGAGGACAACGAUAACGACAAGGCAAGCGGUGCGGACGAUGCCCAAUCCGCAAAGGUUGGCGAAACUGCCGGCAACGAAAAUGGUGCGGAACAUUCGGACAUCCUGACUGCUCCGCCUUCGCCGGUUAUUUCGAUGGUAACGAAGCAUUCGAACGGCACACUCAAUUUGUGGCAACUUACCUUCGCGGACAAAAGCAAGUUCUCCCAGGUGCUGAGUAUUGGUCAUGCUUCCCGAGCAUCCGGUCAUCGGUUCCGUGUAAAUGACAUAACUUGCCAUCCGGUGUUGCCGCUCCUGCUAACCACCUCUCAUCACAACAUCCCAGACAUUCCCAACGCCAAUGCAAACUAUCCUGGAAAACAAUCGGACGAUCCAAAUCAAAAGCCACAUCGUCCCAAAGACAUCUGCACGCCAUCCGGAUUUUGCUCCGAGCUAAUUCUUUGGCGUGUAGAUGCCGUUGGACCACUCUCUCAAUCAGGAGGGGUGAGCGAACUCGCACGCAUAAAUUCUCCGGAGAUUUCCGCAUUCAGUAACGUGGCUUGGAUUCCAACUCUGCUUCCGAGUACUACCCUGGGUAAUUUGAGCAAUUCUCCUUCGGCAUGCUUUGUUGCAAGUGAUGGCGAAAGUCUUCGGGUAUACCAAGCGGUCAUUGACGCUAGAACCCUACUAGCAGAAAUUUCCAGCUCGGAAAGACGGUUCCGCCGGAUGGAUUCGAUGGUGUCGCUUUCGACCGAAUCGUCAUCGGAUAAUAUUCCGCCGGCACAAUCUGCUCUGCACGACAAGAUCAAAAUAGUAUCACAACAGUCCACGGCCAGACCUGGGUGUAUUAUACAGUUGGACGCCAUAGAUGAUGCUACUCACGACUGGCAGAAUACUCAAUUUUUGCAUGUGUUCCAGGAGCAGCUUAUCACUGGCGAACGAUCCGAGGAGCCCAUAUUUGCCAGUGGCAGCGACACUAAACACGUCGGAUUGAUGGACGGUCAAAUGGGAGCCAUGGUGGAUCUUCAGCGAAAUGCCCAAUUUGAAGAACCCUUCUAUCUAGUCGUACUUGAGCGGACUCAAAAUGGAACAACCGUGCAUAUGUGGCGCAUUGUUAUUGCAUCUCAGCCUGCGGCGCCGGACGAAAUGAGCAGCAGCAUGAUGUACGUUCCGGAUAGCAAUCUGGUUCAAGACCUGGACGAUCCUGAGUUUAUCCAUCGCGCGUCGAUGGCCGGCAUUCAGAUUCCAGAGGAUCCUAAGAUUCCUAUCGAUCAAAGUCCGCAUGUGAACAUCUCUACGACGAAAGUUUGCACCCAAGAACUACCCCUGCCGGACGGAGUGGAUGUCAUACACGCCGCCCCAGCUGCUGGCCAUCUGAGUUCGUCCUCGAUUUAUCCGGCUUGCUUUGCGCCCUACAUUAUUGUUACAGCAUGCUCCGAUUCCACGGUUCGCUUCUGGAAGUGUAAAGCUCCCAAGAGUGACGCCAGUGCAGAGAGUAAACUGAAUUUCAAGUACGAAUGGUUUGAGUGGGAAAUGAUCCGAAAGGACCAGGAAUCAACCAUCGACGUCAAUGGGCAACUGUUACACAUAAGUGCAGCGUAUUCAGGAAGAAUCGCCUGUGCGUACAAGUAUGGCAAAUCGUUCACCAGACCUACCAAGAGCAGUGACCCGGAAACCCGUUACGUUAACUUGUGUGUUGCUAUUUACGAAUGCGAAAGUACCGGCGGAAGCGAAUGGGUACUGGAGGACACUAUCCAUUUGAAGAACAUUCAUCUGCCUAGAAUUCAGGUUGAUCCACAUUUGGAUUUGAGCUAUCUGUACGAUAAUCGUACAUUGCAGAAGAAACAGCGUUUGAACCAAAUGUUGCAGACAUUAUCUCACGACGAAAUUCGCUCCGGACGCAACGGGGAUGUGACUCCCGAGUCUCUCGCCAAGCCCGGUUCGGGGCUGCUAGCCGUGCCAAGCUUUAGCACACUGCAAUCGCUACGCAAGAGUAUUACAGAACAUGGAAACACCUGCCCUCUGACUCAGAAGCAUCUGGUUCAGCUGGAUUGGGUCUCCAAGGAAGACGGAUCUCACAUCCUCACGGUUGCAGUUGGUAGCAAGAUUAUGCUUUUCACACCGGUAUCCAGCGAUUUGGCACAGUCGAACAUGAAAGCUAUGAAAGAAUCCCAAUCAUCGAACCGACCUCUCCUGCGGAAGGCCAGUUCUCUAGCCCAGCCUCAUUUCAACGAUGAAAUCCGGUGGAUGAAGCUGCGUCAGAUCGAGUUACACACCGCGGACAGCUUGCCUCCGUUGCCGAUGCAGAUUUCUUGGGUUCGUGAUGGUAUUUUCGUCGCCGGCAUGGAUUCCGAAAUGCAUGUCUACUCCCAAUGGAAGCCGGAAAACAACGCCAUCAAUCACAUGGACAUUGAAGAUUUGUACGAUAACCGUUAUCUGAAGGAUGAGGAUCUUCGAUCGCUCGCGCAGGAGAAUACCCAAAGACGCCUGGCGAACGUUUCGUCCAUGCCGGUCUUAUCGCGUGUCAGCUCAAUCAACCUUCAGAUGCUUUCGAAUGACAGCAAGAAAAAGAAACCUGGAACGGCUAGCACCGGUCAGAUCAACAGUGGCCACGAACAGCAACAGCCAGUCCACGACUAUAUGACCGACUACGGUCUCUUCGAGGCAUCAAGGAUUGCCUGUCCCGUGUUGCCCCAGUACCAUCCGAAACAGCUUAUGGAGCUGCUCAACUCCGGUAAGAUCCGCUGGGUGAAAGCGAUUCUGGCCCAUCUGGUUCGGUGCAUCAGUGGUUCGUAUACUAUUCGUGGCGGCAGCGGCGAUGAGGAGAGCCUCAACAGACAGCGUGGUUGGUCUAGAUCUCGCACACUUUCUGUUAGCUGUCCAGCAGGCACUGUUAGUCCUCUUGAACCGAGAGGGUCGACGACACAGAUCCCAGAAGAACUAACAUUGGAUUACGCUGAAAUAACAUCGAUUCCCCCACUUCCACUGUGGACCCUAUUGGCGGCAGACAAAGAAACAGUUGGAGUAACGGCACAACAAAGCGAAGAAGUAAAGGAUUACAAUGAUCUGUUUGAUAGCAAUGUCGUCGAUGAAUCACUGGACGAUUUGCUGGAAGACGAACCCGAUGUUAGCCGUCACACCGAUCGUCGGUCGUCCCUUCCCGAAAGACACUACCUUUCCCAUUUCGGACCAAGACAAGGUCAACUCCUGUCUCGCUUACUGACCCACACCCAUCUACCAGGGCUUUCAUCUCUUGAUCAGAUGCAUCUUCUAGCGCUUGCUGACACGGUAUCCACCUGCAAUACGGACUUUGCCGAACGGUUCGCAAUCGAUGCUGCUAAAACAGCAAUUGCCAAGGAAAAUCUUACGGGGGUACCGAAUACCGAACACGUUUCCACAGACUCGUUGGAUGAUCGUGGCCUGCGAUUCUUGCUUGCUAUGAAGCACUAUAACUAUUUGCUCCGCUGCUUGCCUAUUGUUCAGAGGCAGUCGUUCCAAAGACAAGGAGUAGGGACCGCAAACAUCGUUUGGGCGUUCCAUUCCGAAAGCGAAGAGGAAUUGCUGAAUUUUAUCCCAUCUUAUUUGAAAGGUCAACCAAAGUGGCAUGUAUUGAAGGAAUUAGGCGUAGGUUGGUGGUUAAGGAACAAUACUCUUUUGAGACAGUGUAUCGAACGAUUGGCAAAGGCAUCUUUCCAGGCUAAUCAAGACCCGUUAGAUGCGGCGCUGUACUACAUGGCUAUGAAGAAGAAAUCUGUUGUUUGGGGGCUCUUUAGGUCACAAAGAGACGAAAAGAUGACACAAUUCUUCGCGAAUAACUUCAAUGAGGACCGUUGGCGAAAAGCUGCUUUGAAGAAUGCGUUCGCCUUGUUGGGCAAACAAAGGUUCGAGCAUGCAGUAGCAUUCUUCUUGCUUGCCAAUUCUUUAAAUGAUGCUCUAGAGGUUUGUUUGACUAAGUUGCAAGACUUACAGCUAGCACUUGUUAUCACUCGUUUGUUCGAAGGAGAACAUGACCCUACACCACCAAGCUUUAAACGGCUUUUGUACGAAGAAGUGUUGGGUUGCGAUAAGGAUGGCGAGAAUCAAGAUCUGGGUCGCGCCCAUCCUGAUCCGUUCCUGAGAUCCAUGGCUCUAUGGAUUUUGAAGGAUUAUUCCGGUAGUUUAAGCACCUUACUGGAUAGCAACAUCGGUAGUAUGCACCCGUUAUUUGACGAUGAAAAUGCUUCGACCAAUGCCGACGGAUCACAUGCCACCAAUCCAAAUGUAUUCAACUUCUACGUCUAUCUACGCACACAUCCCUUACUCAUUCGUCAGCAUAUUGCUUCUUCAGCUCAAGAUAAGAAGCGUGCCCAAGUAGUUCUUGCCGGCUUUAGUUACGGUAGUGAAACGGCAUCCUCGACGAAGCCUGGCCUUACUACGGACAAGCAGAUCCAACUGGAAGACUCCAUUACUCCGUUGGAGCGACAACUGUACUUCACAACGGCCCAUGCACACUUCAAGGCCGGUUGUCCAGCUCUUGCCUUGGAAGUGCUUAGUAAGCUCCCUUCGAAGGUCAUCGAUUCGGAUUCAAACAGUCAACUGCAAAGUCCAAACGACACCAAAAAGCAGUGUAAUUCAAUAGCAACGGGCAUACUGGAUUGGAGCAAGACAAGUCAUGCCGAUUCCGGAAAGGAGACAUCCAAUUCGAUCGACUGGGGCGCACCAGCCUCUUCGACGGCCGUGGAUUGGAGUACACCGGCCAGUGGUUUCGAUUGGGGUGCUCCUGUUACGUCACAAGUGUCCAAUAGUGCGGAUGAGUUCAAAAUUGAAUGGGAUGACGAUGAUAAAAAUGAAGAGGACGAGGACAGUGACGAAGGAAUUCAGUUGAAAAAAUCGGACACAGAAGAAAAGAAUGACGUCGUUGAAGAAGACGAACCGGACUCCAAGGGUAGCUUGGACAUCAUGGCACAACAGCUUAAGUUUAUUGCAUGCUUGAAAAUUCUGAUGGAGGAGCUUUCAACAUUAGCGACUGGAUUUGAAGUCGAUGGAGGACAGCUGAGAUACCAACUGUAUGUGUGGUUGGAACGGGAAGUGGAAGCCCUGAAGCAGCUUUGUAAUUACAGUAGCGGAGAUUCAGACAACACGGCUAUCGAGGACAAUAAUACUACGGAUGCAUUAGAUCGAGACACGCCGGUGCUGUCGAAUAAGUUCCCGCACGAUAAACCCACUUUGCAUGAAAUUUUAAUUCAGGAGAAACAAGACUUUGAGGCUAAAGUUCAGCGUGCAGCUAGAAGGAAACGUUGGCUGAAGGCUAACGAAACACUAUUGAGAACAUUGUUGAGUUAUUGUUCUUUACACGGUGCAAGUGGAGGCGGUUUAGCGUCUGUACGAAUGGAACUGGUUCUACUGUUGCAGGAACUGCAACAAGAAAAGACUCAACAACAGUUGCUAAGUCCGCUGCCAUUCCCUACUACUCUGCCUCUGUUAAGCGCUUGCGUGGCUGGCAAUAAAACAGUGAUUGCUGAUCCCUUACGAUACUUGCAAUCGCAUACUCACGACAUGUUACAAACCAUGGUGGAUAUGAGGAACCCACCACAUGCUCAACGAACCGCAUUCCCGAAUGGAAUCUUUGUACUGCGAGAUUUGGGAGUUGCUCUUUCUGCCUGUAUCUACCAAUCUCUCUGCGACUCCGACACCUUCAGCGUAAAGCAAUCGACGGUUACCGAGGGCUGUCACAGUCCUGGAAUGGAAACUAUCGCUAAACUGAACGCCAGCUGCCAAAGCACUCAUCUCAUGGCCAAUGCUGCAGCACACCAAAGACGACGCAAAUAUUCGACUGACGAACCACUCGCUGUAAGUACGCCUCCUUCCAAAUGGCCAGGUGUAACCAAUCUCCGGGCGCUUCUGGCGCGUGAAAAGGACGAAGACACACCCCGUUUGAAUGUUCUGCUGUGUGAAUCCUUCGUGGCCACCUACAUGGCGCUAUUCGUGUACGCACUGACCACUUGCGAUUGUCACAUCUUGUAUCGAUUGGCCGGACAAAAUUUCACAGACUACACAUGGUCCACGCUGUACGGCGGAGGUGUUAAAAAACUUCUCCGUAAGGCUACGUCACAUGUGCAGGCUGCCCAACAGGUCGUACACGCCCAGGUCCAGCAGGAAAGUCUGGAAAGCCCGGUGGCCGACGGAAGCGUCUGGGGAGCGGUUACUUCACUAACGAAACAGCGAGUGAAACUGAACAUGAAACUGCUUGGGCAUUUCGCUGGACCGCAAGGUCCGGCUAACAUGAAGGAGGAUAAGCCUACUUAUCGCGAGCAGUUCGUUCCUCCGGAGAUGUCGAUGGUGGCGUACUUCCUCACGAAACCGGUUCCACGAGGUGAUCCCGAUGAAGACGACUACGACUCGGCCGAUUCGGCGGUGUCAGAUUUGGACGAUGACGAAGACGACGAGGAUGUGUUCAACGACCCACUGAACAACGAUCCCAAGGCCAACCAAGUGUCGGCAGCGGUUCGAAAGCAUCGGCGGGAAAACACAGAACACUCCAAUCCAAACUCGUAUUCGUGGUGUGUUAUGCGAUUAGCGUUGAUACGGGUAGCACAAAAUCAUCUGCAGACAUUCAUCAAUGUGGCAGGGAUCGAAAUGCAAGAACUACCGGUGUGCAGUCCGUUGAUUCAUGGAAUCCUUCGUUCAUUGUCCGCGUGGCAGGAUAUACUAAAAGAAGAAUUGGAAAAUCGAGGUCCCGCAUCGGUUGAUUACAUUCCAGGCUGUUUUGUUGAAUCCGAAGCAAAAGGCCCCGCAAUUCAUAAGUAUCGUUCACUGUUGGAGAAGUCCAACACCCCGUUCAGCCCAUGUCUUUCAUCCGCUGCACCCGCUCGAAGGCUGUGGAACUAUCUGGUACGUAUCGAGCUAGUGCAGGACAUCUUCAUUCGAGCAGUAUUCGGCAAGAAGAAACCGUCGCCCCAUCUAACCGACAACACGAUCGGUUCGAUUACCAAUUCGGCCAACGAUUCGGGUACACCGAUCGCGAACGAGUCCGCAGUAGUUGCCGGUGGUCAAACGCAACUACAGAACAUUCCAGAACCAGUUAGAAUUAUACAUAAGGAUCAGGAGCAGAUUUCCGCAUUUUGUCUGAAUUUGGUGAAUCCAGGUUUAUUGGCGCUAGCCACCCCCAGGGAAGUUCAAGAAAUGGACAUUUCCUUGCUGCUGGAAUCACCCAACUGGAUGGAAGAUGAAUGCGAAAUGGACAUCAUGAACUUGACCAAGGACAUUGAAACGAUUCCGUCGAGCAAUUUCUUGGUUAUACAGACCUCCACAGAUAAACAUUUAGUCAACACGAGUAUCAACGCCGCACAAAACUUUGGUGUUCCAUCUAGUCCCCAGCCUGGAAUUGCAGGACAGUCUGGACGUGGUGCGUCCGUGAUAAAAGGAGCAACAUUCCCUGGAAGUCAGUGUCCACGCUUCUGCAAACUGGUUAUCGAGCGUUCAAAGCACUUGCUAAAACCGGUGCUCAAACACAAGGUGGACAACAUAAAGCGCAUGAGCGCCCAUCCGCUCAUGCCACUUUAUCUAACCGGAGGUCAAGACGGGUCGGUGCAGAUGUGGGAAUGGGGCCACCAGCAGGUAGUUUGCACGCCGCGGCCACCCGGAACGUUUGCCAAGGUCACCCGUUGUCGGUUCUCGCAGCAUGGUAACAAAUUCGGCAUAGCCGACGGAGAUGGCAAGCUGAGUUUGUGGCAAGUUGGAUUAGCUAGUCAGAGCAAUAGACCGUUCUUUACUUAUUUAUGCCAUAAUAAAGGAAUCACUGAUUUCGUGUUUCUCGGUUCGUGUAGUUUAGUAGCGACAGCGGGCCACAGUUCGGAAAGUAAAAAUGUUGCCAUAUGGGAUACCCUCCUACCGCAGAAAAAGGCUCUUGUGUCGGCUUUCACCUGUCACGACCAGGGUGCGUCUAGUCUAGCCUAUGCUCCACAACACCAACUGUUGAUUUCGGCCGGCAAAAAGGGCGAUAUAUGCAUAUUCGAUGUGCGACAACGUGUACUUAGGCAUCGUUUCCAGGCUCAUGAAAAUCCAAUCAAAUGUCUAGCUAUUGAUCCACACGAGGAACAUUUUGUAACUGGAUCAGCUGACGGUGAUAUAAAGGUCUGGGGCCUGACGGUCCACACGCUGCUGUACAGUUUCAUCGGUGAGCACGCCCGUAGCAGCUUCUUCAAGCACAUUGGCCAAGGUGUGACGCAGUUGCAGAUCGACCAGGGUGGUCGCCUUUUCUCCUGUGGUGCUGAUGGUUCCAUGAAGGUUCGGCUCCUGCCGGAUCGGGAAUCAAUUGUCCAUUCGCUGUAUUAGUUUACUAGUCUAGUAAAGUCUGGUGGAACAGAGGAUUGCUGAUAACAUAACAGAUUGAAACUGAUACUAUACAGGACGUUGCGAUAAGGUAUAUAUAUAACAAAAAAUAACUACAUCGUGUUUAAAGUUUAGGAAGCGAGAACUCUCCUUGUAAGUGUUAUUGUAUUUGUAAUAAACGAUGAGAAUCAACUUCAUAUAUGCAUAUUUAUACAAAAUAAAAAGCAUCGAGUAUUGAAAAAUUUUAUCCGUGCAAAUUCCAACAUAUUUUGAACACAAUGAGAGUCUACUCCAGCAGUUGUUUUCAUCUAAAUUGUUAUCAAACGAAUCUACCUACCACGAAACUUUCAAGUUACACCUUAUUAUUGUUCGUGCUCUUUAAACCUAUCGCUGUUGAAAAGUACUGAUGAAGCAUCAAAUAAUCUUACAUCGGAAAAAAAAUAAUCAUUCUUACCGCUGACAAUACCCAGAUUAAGAUGUAUUACAUAUUAUUGAAUAAAGGAAAAUACCAAAAAGUGAAUAGAAAAAAGAAAAAUAGGAAUAUAUACUGAAGCAAGUAAAAUAACAUAGUGGAAUGCAAGCGUUUAUCUAGGGAAGAUACGCAAUAAAAAGUAGUUAACUAUACGAUGAUACUCUGAACAGAAAGGAAGCCAACCCUUCUCAUAUAGUUAACGCUUGUUUAAGAUAACAUCGAUAUUGUUGUUUUGUUUCUUAAUAUUCGCAUUACAUAAAGUAAACCAUUUGGGUGAUAAGCUGAUUUCUUACUUUAGUUUAUUCAUUGCAGUGCUUGCUUCGCGUUUACACCUUGCUGGCUUGUGUGCUAAAUAUUUCAUACAUUUAAAAUUUAUCUCGUUGGCUUAACUUAACACUAUAAUCAAAAUCAUUUUAUUGCUGAACUGUUGCUGAUGUAUGAUGGAAGGUGAACCAAACAACCCCCCGCAAGUAUUCAAAUCUAAUACGACACAAUCACACGCUGCACCUAAAAUACAGUUUAGCAUCAUAUUAAAAACACUUAAAGUACACCAUACACUUGUAUUGAAGCAACUAAAACUGUUAUAUACAAAAUCCACCUAUUUACAAUAUAAAAAAAAACUAUGUAUAACUGCUAGCGAUAUAACAAACAAAAUAUACUAACGAAAGCAUUAUUUGGGAGUCGAAGAAACAUGUGAGAGUCACGUCAAGGAGUAUGUGCAAAAUAGUUAAAAACAACAAACGAAUAAUGCGAAAAGUAAAACUUAGGGAAUUUUUAUUUAUUUAUGAAUAAAUGUUUAUCGUUGA
This is a messenger RNA of Aedes albopictus (Asian tiger mosquito), 11764 nucleotides long. It is a transcript of the gene Rbcn-3A, whose product is annotated as dmX-like protein 2. Gene Ontology annotation, biological process: vacuolar acidification. Gene Ontology annotation, molecular function: protein binding. Lineage: Eukaryota; Metazoa; Arthropoda; Insecta; Diptera; Culicidae. The coding region runs from base 188 to 10489 and encodes 3433 amino acids. The record is from RefSeq and is a predicted model, not a curated record. Gene Ontology annotation, cellular component: RAVE complex. The transcript has 19 exons.